Emiliania huxleyi CCMP1516 is the source of this 519-nucleotide messenger RNA. RefSeq lists its product as hypothetical. The record is from RefSeq and is a predicted model, not a curated record. Gene Ontology annotation, molecular function: cyanate hydratase activity; DNA binding. The transcript is spliced from 2 exons. NCBI's taxonomy places the organism in Eukaryota, Haptophyta, Isochrysidales, Noelaerhabdaceae. Bases 1 to 519 code for a protein of 172 amino acids.
AUGGCGAGCAGCUCGGACUACGACGUGAGGCUCGACGAGGUGGCCGAGCGCUCGAGCCGUCUUAUCGCUGCGAAGGAGGAGGCGGGACUCUCCUUCGACGAGCUUGCGACGAAGCUCGGCCUGACCAACACCUACACUGCCCAGCUCUUCCUCGGCCAGGCUCAGCUCAAGGCGAAUACGGCACCCAAGCUCAAGAAGGCGCUGCCUUCUGUCAGCGACGACGAUGUGCAAGCGAUGAUGGCGCACUUUCCGAUGCGUGGCUUUGACGAGAGGAUCCUGCAGGAGCCAAACGUCUACCGCACGUACGAGGCGGUCACGCACUACGGCGAGGCGAUCAAGCGGAUCAUCAACGAGGAGUGCGGCGACGGCAUCAUGUCGGCAAUCGACUUUUACUGCGAUGUCGGGACGACAACCGGCAAGGCGGGCGAGAAGCGCGUCGUCAUCACAUUCAACGGCAAGUUCCUGCCCUUCAUCGAGCAGCAGGCCGCCGACAACACGGCUUCGAGUCCGAGGGACUAA